Messenger RNA from Tarenaya hassleriana, 1192 nucleotides. RefSeq names its product calcineurin B-like protein 3. Bases 244 to 924 code for a protein of 226 amino acids. Gene Ontology annotation, molecular function: kinase binding; calcium ion binding. The transcript has 9 exons. The record is from RefSeq and is a predicted model, not a curated record. Lineage: Eukaryota; Viridiplantae; Streptophyta; Magnoliopsida; Brassicales; Cleomaceae. Gene Ontology annotation, biological process: calcium-mediated signaling.
AGAUUUUUCCGGGGGUUUUUUUUGGUCGAGCAUAUACAAUUCUCUCUCCUUCGUCGCUUACCGAUCAGUCUCGCGUCUCCACCGCAAGCUUCAUCCGAGACUCCGCCGGAGCCGUCGCGAAGAGGGCUCGACGUCGGCCGUGGCAUAUUCUUAAGGACGAUCGGGUUUUACUUGCUGCUGCCUUUACUGACGAAACAGGAAAUGGUUAAAAGGCAUGGAGAGUUCUGAUUCACUAGAGAUAUCAUGUCGCAGUGCAUAGACGGUUUCAAGCAUAUAUUCACCUCCUUCUUAAGAUGUUUCGAUAUCGAUUUAUACAAGCAAUCAGGAGGCCUGGGAGACCCUGAAUUGCUUGCAAGAGAGACAGUUUUUAGUGUGAGCGAAAUUGAAGCUCUUUACGAGCUUUUUAAGAAAAUUAGCAGCGCUGUGAUUGACGAUGGCUUGAUAAACAAGGAAGAGUUUCAGUUGGCCUUAUUCAAAACGAAUAAAAAGGAGAGCUUGUUUGCAGAUCGGGUGUUUGACUUGUUUGACACAAAGCACAAUGGGAUACUGGGGUUUGAGGAGUUUGCUCGUGCUCUCUCCGUGUUUCACCCGAAUGCACCUAUGGAUGAUAAGAUCGACUUUUCAUUUCAGCUAUAUGAUCUGAAGCAGCAAGGGUUCAUAGAGAGGCAGGAGGUGAAGCAAAUGGUGGUGGCUACACUUGCAGAGUCCGGAAUGAACCUCUCUGAUGAAGUCAUAGAGAGUAUUAUCGACAAGACGUUUGAGGAGGCGGACACGAAACAUGACGGGAGGAUAGACAAGGAAGAGUGGAGAAGCCUUGUUAUCCGCCACCCCUCCCUUCUCAAGAACAUGACUCUCCAGUAUCUAAAGGAUAUCACGACCACGUUUCCGAGCUUUGUGUUCCAUUCUCAGGUUGAGGACACCUGAUUCAGUCAGAAGAGGUUUCUUCUCUUCUUUUUUUAAGGUUGCUCCCCUUGCCCUGAAGCGGUUCUUUCAAAAAAAAAAUCUCUCUUUUUUUUUUUGGUUGAAGAUUAUUGUUUGCCUUUUUUAACAAUUUGAUUCGAUGUUUACUUAUUUGUUUUAAUUGCACACCUUGCCAAAAAAAAAUCUCUCUUUGGUUGUGUUGUAUGUGCUCCACUCCGAAUCUUUUGCCAAUGUGUUCCAAAGAAAAAGUCAGCUUGGUUCUGUGAGCAAA